UUACCGUAAAGGUUCAGUGAAAUAUACAAGCCGUACGGACAGAGCGUCUUCGACCAACAGUCGUCUUUAUCAGAUUUCUGGAAAUAUUAUUCUACUGUUUUACGUAAGUCGUUGACUGGACAUUAUUAAAACACUGAGUUGAAGGUUUAAAAGUACUGUAUUGCAGAAACCACUGAAGAAUAAGUACUUUGAGUUCGUAGUAAGAGUGCACUGUACCGCAUUUUGCUGAUAGCACUGUUCAGUCCGGGAGCUGAACCACGCAGCCUUAACUUUCUGCUGCAAGUCACAGCAGGCAGACGGGGGAUGCCUAUCAGGACGGUGAUGGACGGUACCCGAUAUUUUGGACCGAGAAGUCCAGUUUGUUUUGGCCCAGAAAACACUGUCCCGGCGAAUAUCAAUGCCUGCCCGGAUAGCCAACGCAAGAUGUACCAUACGAAAAUGGUUGGGAAUUACUUUAUUGGAAGAAAACUCGGAGAAGGCUCCUUCGCCAAAGUAAGGGAGGGUCUGCACGCUGUGACGGGAGAAAAGGUGGCUAUAAAGGUAAUUGACAAAGCGAAGGCAAAGAAGGACUCAUACCUGUUGAAGAACUUGCACCGGGAGGGCCUCAUCCAGCAGAUGGUCCUUCACCCCAACAUCAUCCAGCUGCUGGACAUCCUGGAGACGGAGGCCAGCUGCUACCUGGUGAUGGAGCUGUGCAUGGGAGGAAACCUUCUGGAGAGACUCUUAGAGAGGGAACGCCUGGAAGAAGCAGAGGUUCAGAAGUACAUUCGGCAGCUGGUCAUGGCUGUGGAGCAUCUGCACAGCUCAGGGGUGGUUCACAGGGACCUCAAGGUGGAGAAUCUCCUUUUGGAUGAAAACAGCAACAUUAAAGUCACAGAUUUCGGUUUGAGCUCCUGCGCCAGGAGGCGCGGCACCGGUGACCUGCUGAGCACACAGUGCGGCAGCCCCGCCUACUGCGCCCCGGAGCUCAUCUCCCAGAAGAAGUACGGGCCCAAAGUGGACGUCUGGUCCAUAGGGGUUAUCAUGUACACCCUGCUCACCGGGGCCCUGCCCUUCACCAUGGAGCCAUUUAACCUCCGUCAGCUCUGGCAGAAGAUGGUGCAGAGACAGAUGAACCCGCUGCCACAGAAGCUGUCGCCAGGUGCCGCUGGCUUGCUUAGGAACCUUCUGGAACCUGACCCAGCCAGAAGGCCUAGCAUUCGUCAAGUAAUGGCUGAUCCGUGGCUUUUGCCGGCCAACCCGAGGGCCAGAUCCCUCUACCUGAACAGACCGCCUAUGGAGAUUGACCACCAUGUGCUUGAGCACAUGACUGUGAAGAUGGGCUUCCAGCACGAGGAGGUCCUGAGCGCCGUGCUCAAAAACAGGCCCUGCCACACGCUGGCCGUCUACUACCUGCUGGAACGGAAACGCAGGAGGGUACAGGGGCCACGCGAGGAGAAGCAGCUAACGGGAAAGGAGACGAAAAGGCAAAGUGGGGAAGAAAACUGCAGAAAUGGACAGAUUCCUUUGAGAAGGUGCUCAGCCAGUUGCGGGAACCAGAGAGCAGUUUUGUCGACUGCUCUGGAACACCUGAACAGCUAUCCUGUGCAGCUCGACCCACCUCGGCCAAUCAGGCGGCAGGAAACGUAUCCCCCGACCAAUGGGAUCUCACUUCAGGGCCGACCCCAACAGCAGCCCAUCCCUGCCAACGCCAAGACUCACUUCAGGACCCUGGGCAUCAAAGCCGCAUGGUGCAGGUUCAUCCACAGCAGUCCACCCCCUUGCCCGGUGCCCCCGGUCUUCCAAACCUACAGCCCUGGCUUGAAGACGGUGCCAGAUUUCAUUCCAUCUAGCUUCCCCGUGGCUCAAAAGCCACCGGAGAACUUGCCCCCGGCCAAGGAGAGCAGGUCAGAGCCAGAGGGCCCCAGGUGGCGGGCCCGGCUGCCGUCCAUCAGCCUGGGGCAGGCGCUGCGGCGGAGCAUGUCGUUCCGGCACGCCGCUCCUGCCGCGGAGGCUUCGUUCUGCCGGAGGCGCAUGACGUUGAGCCCUUCACAUACGCUGCGCUGAGGCAUCCUGGGAAAAGUGCAGCCGGUGCCGUGGAAGCGGCCAGCCAAAGAUCCGGGGGCCGUUUACCGACCAAAGCGCCGUUUAAGACAGCCCUCCUCCACCUCUGCCUCUGACUUCCGAGGCCCCGCCUUUAAUUCUGUGCCAGGGAACACAGCAGCAUCGCCUCAAACCUGACAGCGGCAGGCGGUUUAGCGGGUAGGAUGGCUUCCUGCUGUGCGUCUGACUGUUAAUGGCCAAUAUGGAAGGCUCUUAAGCGGAAGCACACUUUCCGUCUUUAUCAACUACAGUGACAAAACAAAAAUGUGAACUUUUAAAAACUAAAAAAAAAAAAAAAAAAAGACUGAUAUAGUGAUAUUUCUCUGUGAAAUGAGGUAAACGGUGAACAGGCUGCAGUAUUUAUGUACUGUAUGUAUUUUAGUACAGUUAUAAUGUGAAAAAAACAAAUUGGUGCCAUUAGUGAAAACCUUGCAACUGUGGUCCAAAAAUACAAUGAAACAGCAAAUACCCAGACUUUCCACAGGACUACAGUGUACCUUAAACUGUGCAUAAAAGUCUGCAUGACCCAUCCUCAACUGCCGUUUACUAUUAGACGAGUCUUACUCCAGCUCCUGGAAGAUGGAAAGACCAGUUUAACUGCACCAUUAUCAGUAUGAGUCUCCCACUGUCAUACAAAAAUGCUAAUUGCUGUUUAUAGGCAGGAUUCAUGUUCAAUAAAAACGUGUUUGAUUGCAAAA
This is a messenger RNA of Paramormyrops kingsleyae, 2780 nucleotides long. RefSeq names its product hormonally up-regulated neu tumor-associated kinase homolog A-like. Gene Ontology annotation, cellular component: cytoplasm. Gene Ontology annotation, biological process: protein phosphorylation; intracellular signal transduction. Gene Ontology annotation, molecular function: ATP binding; protein serine/threonine kinase activity. Lineage: Eukaryota; Metazoa; Chordata; Actinopteri; Osteoglossiformes; Mormyridae. The record is from RefSeq and is a predicted model, not a curated record.